CGAUCGGUGCAUUUGUCUUGCUUAUAUCGUUAACAAUACAUCGGCCGGAGUAAUGCGAUCGGUGGAUUGCAAAUCAAUCUGUCUGUUAAUGAAUAGUAUGCCUGGACGCGUUGUAUUGCUUAUUUAAUCAUCAAUUAUUUGAAACAUGGGCAGAACUUUGCUUGGAACAUUUUCGUAUCAAAUUCUUGUCCAUAUUCAUCAAGAUGCUACAUAUUGUAUUUUAACAUUUGAUUGAAUGUUUUGGCUGCUAAUUUAAAAAUAUAUUCCUAGGUCAUGUGUAUAUUAUAAAAAAACUAUAAUAGCGAUUUUAUCAACUUUAAUUUUUGUAUUUUAUAACGCCUCUGUAUACAUGUAUUAUUGGGUUAAUAUAAAUACUCGUUGAUGGUUUGUUGCUUUCAGAUACGCGACAACACGAGCUAGUAUGCAGACCUGGAUUUGAUUAAAGGAGGAAAAUUAAUGGCUUCUUCGCUGCUCAAUUCAACCAGGGAAUUUCGAAUUUCCAUGAAUAAUACAAUAUAGUUGACCUAAGUUGACUUUAACGGUGCCUUUUCCGGUCGUUGAUCCUGUAGCUAUCGUAUAUCGUAUCAGGAAGAACAUAAGAAAACAAUAAGCGAGACUUUGGGACAACCCAAAUGCAAUUAAGAGAGAAAAAAUAGUUUGGAUAUAGUAUAAGAGGACAAUAGCAUCUGCAGCGCAAGGCAAUUUAAUUAUAUCAGUUACUGGAAGGAAGGUAACCUGAAGAAAUGACGAGUAAAAGAACAAUUGAACUGGCCUUAAAAGAUUAAUUGAUUGUCGACGGAACAUUGGUCCUGCGGCACACUAACGACAUCUCAAUAACAGACUACAAUAAUUAUCCUGUCCAAUCGAUUCGUCUCGAAAACAAAAAUUAUUCUACACUGACAAACCGUCAUUGUUUAAAUCCGUUUAUCUUUGCGAGCGUUCCAGAAGUGCUCCAAGCGAGUGAUGCCGGAUAUGUGGGAUACAAGCCGGACAGCUAUGGGGAUUAACGACAUUGUCGAUAAUACUUCAGAAUCGCUUAAACUACUUGAAAGUGAAUAUCGAUUUGAAACCCGGGGAUCUAAUUUGACCUUUUCUACCCUGGAUGCCCUGGAAAACGGGAUUUAUGCUGUGGGUAAUACAACAGGCGCAAUGGAUGCGUUAAAGUUCAACGCUACUGCCAACGGGACUGGGUCUUCUACAGCACCUAUGUCGUUUCACUUUGGGAAUGGUGAACUCGUCAGGCUCAUCUCUAUUUCGACAAUAUUGUGUUUCUUGGCCACGAUGGCCAAUCUUAUAUCUGUUAUAUCCAUAUGUCAUAUUCCAGGAAGACUGACAGCAAACCAACUAUUGUUUCUCAAUCUCUCAAUUACGGACAUCUUAGCUGCUUUUUUCACAUACACAGAGGCGCUGAGCAUGGUAACCUUUUAUUGGGUUGAUAUCUCUCUCAAUUUUUCCUUCUAUUUGCGAUAUAUGGGCUAUAUACUCUUCGUUUGGUUCUACUGUACGUCGGCAUUGACACUUUUAAUUUUCGCAAUCUGCAGAUAUGUAGCCAUAUACAGGCCAAUAGGCUAUACGGAUGUUUUUACAGUAAAGAAAAUAGGCGUGGCUCUAAUAAUGAUCUGGAUUAUAUCAGCCAUGUUGAGCUUACCAGGAAUGUGUUUUUUCUUCGAUUAUAAUACCAAACACGUUGCAUGCGAGUUGUGGAACUACUUCUGGCCAUGCGCGAUACUCUUAUCACCCAUCGUGACGCUCUUUCUCUACAUCCGGGUCUCUAGAUACCUCCGAACAAGAUCCGCUAGAUGGCGCAGUGAGCAUGGCGCAGACGAAAAUUACCACGCAUUUCUGACGACCAUAAUGUUAAUGGUGACAUUAACCUUAUCACUUCUGCCUUAUAUCAUAUUCCGUCUAGCUCGUUAUAGGAAAAAUAUGUCCACUAUCUAUUAUGAUUUUGUUUACUUUCUGCCAUUCAUCAACUUUGCCACUGAUCCCGUAAUUUACGGCCUGCGAACAAAGAAUAUCAGAGUUGGCUAUAGUAAGCUUAGUGAGAGGAUUUGCAAAUGUACUUGCGCAGGUUUAAGAAGACAUACCAACUACAAUGAAGCGAGAAGAAGUUCACCCACUGAAAAUACAACAACUAUUUAGUUGAUUUGUUGAGUGAAACAUUUUUGGCAUGUCCACAAAUGACGCCAGUGUCGAGGUUCCUUGUUUAUUUAUUUGCUUUAAGUUAUUAUAUUUUGGAAUUUUUUCGUCGUGAAAUGUGCAGUGAGAAGAUGAGAUGUACACCGACAAAAAAAAUCAUCAUCAUGCGAUAACAUAAUCGUCACUGAAAUGAUUUCUCACAUGGAGCACAAACGUUCAGUGUACCGUGGGGACCUUCUUUGACCUGUCCACAUUAUGAUCAUGACGUCAG
This is a messenger RNA of Owenia fusiformis, 2410 nucleotides long. The record is from the annotation of a GenBank genome assembly. NCBI's taxonomy places the organism in Eukaryota, Metazoa, Annelida, Polychaeta, Sabellida, Oweniidae.